Molecule: messenger RNA, 524 nt
Organism: Owenia fusiformis
Lineage: Eukaryota; Metazoa; Annelida; Polychaeta; Sabellida; Oweniidae
Source: the annotation of a GenBank genome assembly
CUCCUAAACUGGCCCUGGAUGCACAUAUCGACAAUUGUGAAACAUAUAUAGUGAAAAUGAUGAAUAACAAGCAACAAGCAGUUUAAAUUUGAAAAUAAAUGUAACAUAGUAACUUUGAAAGGAAAAAGAAAACAUAACAAGGACUUGGCCAUUGAUGAUAUGAUGAUAACAGAUGAUAACAUGUGGCUGAAGCUCAAAGAAGUGGAUGAUGAUGAUGUAAAAGUUGUUGUUGUUGAUGGAGAAUAUGAAAGUGAUAGCACGGAUAAUAACACAAAGACAGACUCUGAAUCUGAAAUUGAAGUCUUAAAAGAUGAAGUAAAACGCCUUCUCAGGCUCAAUUUAGACAUUUCGAACAUCUCUUUGGCAACAAACAAUUUGUCUGUAGCAAUAGAAGAUGUUACUAUGGCAACAGAACAGGAUUGUACUAUGACAGAUGAACAUGUUCACCAGUAUUUCAGUGCUCUACCGGAGGGUAAAGUACCAGCGUUAAACAGUGCCGGGGAAAAGUACCGCAUCAAACAGUU